CACCUGUGAAUUUUCAACGCCAUCUGCGCGUGCAUUUAAAUGCAAUUGUCAAAAUGUGUUUAGUGACGACGUGCGGACAAUAAACGAACCAUGAGCCCAUAGUUUGACAUUAUACGAAAGGAAGCGAGUGGUUGGACGUGGUGCGUGUAAAAAGGUGGUAAAAGCAUGGAGGCAGAGAAGACCUUUACGCUAUCUAUAUUCGUCCUUAGCGUGGAUCUUCCUGAUAUAGCCAGCUUUUGCCGUCCUUCAUACAAAAGAACUGUAUAAACCCCAUUUCAGGAGAAAUACAUAUCAUAUUGGCAAGCCAAAAAUACCUUCGACCAGAUUUCGCUCCUACAGUCCUACUCAAACAUGACGCGAGUGCUUCUCACCGGUGGCUCAGGCUUUAUUGCAGCCCACGUCUUAGAGAGUCUGCUAGCUCAUGGCUACUCUGUCGUGACCACCGUUCGCUCAGCACAGAAAGGCCAGCAAAUACUUGAUUCAUACAAGCAAUAUGGCAAAGACAAGCUCGACUACGCUAUUGUCGAGGAUAUCUCGAAGCCUGGAGCCUUUGACUCCGCUGUGGUAUCAGACCCACCUCUCGAAGCGGCUGUUCAUUGCGCCAGCCCAUAUCACUUCAAUGCCAAAACCCCCGAGGAGAUUAACCAGCUCAUCACUACAGCUGUUGAUGGCACAACCGGCAUUCUGAAGGCAAUCAAGUCCCAUGCUCCCGCGGUAAAACGAGUAAUCAUCCUUUCCUCAUACGCAGCAAUGGUUGAUUAUGGUAAACCAAUGACACAUGUCUACACCGAAGUAGACUGGAAUCCCAUCACCAACGAGCAAGCCUAUUCAAGUGCCCCAUUCGCGUAUUUAGCAAGCAAGACCUUUGCGGAAAAGGCAGCCUGGGAGUUCAUCAAAAGUGAAAAGCCGAACUUCACACUCACUACUCUGAACCCACCAAUGGUCUACGGCCCUGUCAUCCACUCACUCUCCUCCCUCGACUCAAUCAACACCAGCAAUGCACGAUUCGUCAGCCUCCUCAAAGGUAGUCCCUCAACUCCUUGCCCUCCAACUGUCAACUAUCUCUUCAUCGACGUGCGCGAUCUGGCCUUGGCGCACGUCUUAGCACUGGAGAACCCGGAAGCAGAAAACCAGCGUUUCUUGGUCACCGCAGGAAACUACAGCAACGCCGAAAUUGCACAGGUUAUUGGCGAGGAGUAUCCCGAAUACAAAGAAAGGAUGCCGGUUGGGGAGGCGCUGAAGCCGGGUGAGAGGCCAGCUACUGGUGUGAAUGGGUACGAUAAUAGGAGAAGCAUUGAGAUUCUAGGCAUGAAGUAUAGGCCGCUCAGAGAGUCGGUGGUAGGGGUCGUGGAAAGCAUUAAGAGAUUUUUGUAAAUUGCAUUCCACGAAAAUCACGCAAUCAAUAUCACGCGUCCUCAUUUUGUACUCGUUGAAAUGCUAGGAAACAAAUGAACAUAUUGUCCAACUCGAA
Messenger RNA from Cadophora gregata, 1471 nucleotides. RefSeq names its product methylglyoxal reductase (NADPH-dependent) gre2. The transcript has 2 exons. The coding region runs from base 352 to 1374 and encodes 340 amino acids. Gene Ontology annotation, molecular function: oxidoreductase activity, acting on the CH-OH group of donors, NAD or NADP as acceptor. The record is from RefSeq and is a predicted model, not a curated record. NCBI's taxonomy places the organism in Eukaryota, Fungi, Ascomycota, Leotiomycetes, Helotiales, Ploettnerulaceae.